Aspergillus tanneri is the source of this 273-nucleotide messenger RNA. RefSeq lists its product as uncharacterized. The transcript is spliced from 2 exons. The record is from RefSeq and is a predicted model, not a curated record. The coding region runs from base 1 to 273 and encodes 90 amino acids. Lineage: Eukaryota; Fungi; Ascomycota; Eurotiomycetes; Eurotiales; Aspergillaceae.
AUGGAUGAGGCCGCUGACCCAUUAAUUCCUUAUCUCUUCCGGAAUAAGAUCCCGGCCAACUUUAUGGGUUCUCGCGCCUGGGCCUCCGACCAGCCAGACAUCCAGUCGCAGCUCCUACCAGGCCAGGAUGUUACUGUUAUUCCAGCUGUUGUCUGCCGCGUCUUCCGCGCGCGACUAGGGGGCCUGAAGGCUUUUAAGGACUAUAUAGGACUGGUCCCUCCCCAUGUGACCUCCUCCUACGCCCGUCGAUUUGUUCCCGCACGUUUGCAGUAA